AUGCAUCGCGUUACGACUACAAAUGUUUCAGAACAAAGCCAAAAUCAAACUCAGUGGCGAGAACUGAUUUUAAACAAUCUCAUGGAAUUACCAGAACGAUUUCAAAUUGACAUCACCGAACCUGUAGAUCAAUGCAUUCAUCGACGUCCAUGUACGGCUACGGUAUCAUAUUACAAUCCGUAUCAAGUGUCAUAUUGCGGCCACUAUUGUCCAAAUAAUUCGCUACUAUCUGAAACUGCUGCUAUUCGCCGUGAGCUAAGUGCCCUUCGAAAUGAUAUUGGAGCACUCAGACAACAACAAUAUUAUCCUACGUAUUAUACUUCGAGUCAAAAUACCUCGAGUAGUUCAUGCCCUGAAUGCAUCGCAUCUGCUAAUGCUAGCGUUAAUGCUACUCAGUAUGUUCAGUAUCCAUCCUAUGUUGAAGAACGUCCAUACACAGCCAGACGAUCGUCAAGUUCAAAUGCACCUAUUACAACAUACCAGGAUCAUUACCGCGGACCGGGGUAUUAUGGGCAUACGCCAAGUAGACCAACGAAACGAAAGACAACGAUGAAUGAAAUGGAAACAGAAGCUGCAUCAUCAUCUGUUGUUCAACAUCCAAGAGAUUGGGUACCAGGUGGUCACUAA
Molecule: messenger RNA, 627 nt
Organism: Adineta ricciae
Lineage: Eukaryota; Metazoa; Rotifera; Eurotatoria; Adinetida; Adinetidae
Source: the annotation of a GenBank genome assembly